Messenger RNA from Ylistrum balloti, 2211 nucleotides. Its product is annotated as NAD-capped RNA hydrolase NUDT12-like. Bases 16 to 1416 code for a protein of 466 amino acids. Gene Ontology annotation, cellular component: cytosol. The record is from RefSeq and is a predicted model, not a curated record. The transcript has 7 exons. Gene Ontology annotation, molecular function: NADH pyrophosphatase activity; protein binding; metal ion binding. Gene Ontology annotation, biological process: NAD+ catabolic process; NADP+ catabolic process. NCBI's taxonomy places the organism in Eukaryota, Metazoa, Mollusca, Bivalvia, Pectinida, Pectinidae.
GGAACAUCGUUACACAUGUUAACCUGCCCCCGUCUCUGGCAGGGCAUCACAAGAAAACUAAGCACAGCCAACAGAUUAGCUGUGAUGAUGAGCAGUGAUAGGACAGGGCCAUCAGAUACUAAAAAAAGCUUUGAGGAAAAAUACUUUGACUAUGCUGCAAAUGGAAAUGUGGAAGAACUAAAAUUCCUUUUACAAGCUACUUUCAACUCUGAUCAUCGUAAUGACAAAGGGUGGACAGCAUUGAUGUUUGCUGCUCGUAACGGACAAGAGUCUGUGAUUGAAGCAUUGCUACAAAAAGGGUGUGAUGUGAAUUUGGUGAACAAGACUGGACAGACUGCUCAAGAUAUAGCUGUUUUUUGGGACCAAAAGAACGCUGCUGAUAUGCUUACCAAUUUUAUUAAAAAGGAAAAUCCCGAUAAACAAUUACGUAACUACUUCUCUCUGAAUAAUUUGGAUCGCAAGGCAGAGAACAGGAAGGAUAAUGUCUGGCUCGAUAACAAAUUAAAGGAAGAUAGCACCAGAUUUAUUGUCUUUUCAGACCUGAAACCUCUUGUUGUCAAUAAUGGUGAUUCUACAAAGAGAUACAAGUUUACACUGGUCCGUCUGCCUUACAGCGAUGUGGAAUUUGUGGUAAGCACCAAUCCUCUGCUUGUUUUCCUUGGAGUAGAUAAUUGUUCUGAAGAGAAGGGUACUGCACAAAGUCAGGCAUUAUUUGCUCUGGAUGUAACCAACACAGAUGAUUCUAAAGUCAAAAACCUAGUCAACGAAUCAGAAUUCAUCCCAGGUUAUCCUGCAUCAAUGCAGUUGGAGCCGAGCGAUGCCGGAAUUUUUGCAGAGGCUCGCUCUAUGUUGGACUGGUUGGACCGGUACAAAUUCUGUGCUACAUGUGGCAGUCCCACUACAGUAGCAGAGGGGGGUUACAAACGCAUCUGUGACAACAAAUCUUGCCGCUCAAACAAAGGUAUCCAUAAUACAUGCUAUCCUCGUACUGACCCAUCUGUGAUAAUGCUGGUUGUCUCCCCUGAUAAGAAAAGAUGCCUGCUGGGAAGGAAGAAGCAGUUUCCAGCCAAGAUGUUCUCCUGCCUUGCCGGAUUUAUGGAACCAGGUGAGACUGUUGAGGAUACUUGUCGACGAGAGGUUUUUGAGGAGAGUGGUGUGCGAGUUGGUCGAGUUGACUAUCACUCAUCACAGCCGUGGCCUUUCCCUUGUUCCCUGAUGCUGGGCUGUAUAGCUCAUGCUAUAUCUGAAGACAUCAAGGUUGAUAAUGAUGAGAUGGAAGAUGUGCAGUGGUUCCGUCGCUCGGAGUUAGUCCAAAUGCUUACAAGGCAGCAUCCUCAAGGACUUUUUGUUCCCCCGGAUCAAGCAAUUGCACACCAGGUCAUCAAAGCCUGGGUGAGGAUGACUGCCAAUCUAUGAUACUGUACAUUCCUUGUGACACAAGGUGCUUUAAAUUUACAUAAAUGGAACUAAUAGGUUUGUUUGACAGCCAGCAAAUUUACUCUCUCAGGAUUUUGUAAGAAGUCCAUAGGGAAUGGUAAUUUUCUUAAAUUGUGGAUGUUAGAAUAAAGUUGAAAGGAAAUAUCAUUUUCAGUCCUCUAUGUUCAGAUGAAGAUGGGUUUGAAAUCUGGAAAUUCUUGUUAUGGUUAAUCUUUAGAAGCAUAUGAUGUCCUGUUCAAUUUUGAGGCCUCAUCAAAAAUAUAACGACUGACAGGCAGUAAAUAUGUAGUACCUGCAUAACCAAUUAUGUAGAAGGAAAAUGAGAAUUUUGGCAGAACCAAUCAAAAUCAAGUUAUGCAGAGCAUCAGUAUUCCUCAGGGAUAAGAAUUUGAAUAUGUAAUUUUGAUUGACGAGAGAGAGCAGAAAGAGUAAUGUAUUGGAUGAUUGAAAAAUCACGUAAAUCUGUAUGUGGGUUGAUUUUUAAGCUGUCAUGUGACUUUCAAGGAAUUCUCACACAUUACACAGAUAUUUCAUUAUGUAUACAAUUCCAUUGUUCGAUACUGUGAUAAUUAUACAGGCUGAUGGGAUAAAUCAGUGUUCUGCCAAUGUGAUUGUAACCUGUAUGUUUUUUACGUUUCUGGAGAAUCACUUGCUCUCAUUUUCUAUGCAAUCUAGCCAUUUUUACAUAUUUGUCUUAAAAUUGAUUAUAAAUCUGUGAUGACAUUGAAUUAAUGAAGUAUAUUUUUAUUUAAAAUUAAUUUUGUACGUUUGAAA